AUGGCUAAGUUUGAUGUAGAAGCAGCAUAUAGGAACAUUCCAGUUCACCCUUCAGAUCGGUAUCUAUUAGGCUUAAAGUGGCGUAAUCAGUUUUAUGUUGACUUGGUCCUGCCGUUCGGAUUGAGGUCAGCUCCACAUAUCUUUAACUCUGUUGCUGAUAUGGUUGAAUGGAUUUUGAUAAAUAACUAUGGUCUAUCAGAUUUAGUUCACUAUUUGGAUGAUUUCAUCACAGUUGGUCCAGCAGAUUCCCCAGUAUGCCAUYAGAAUCUGGCCAUAGCCUUGUCAGUGUGUCGACGACUCGGGUUGCCUCUACAUCCAAAGAAGUGCGAAGGUCCUAYCUCGGCCCUKAMCAUCCUAGGCAUCCAUUUGAAUUCAGCUAAUCAGACGGCGCAGCUUCCUGAGGAAAAACUGACGGCUUUAAGAGAGCUUCUGAACCAGUGGUCAGGUAGACGUUCUUGCAACAAGAAGCAACUGGAAUCUUUGAUAGGUCAUCUUCACCACGCCGCUAAGGUGGUGUGGCCUGGMCGGGCUUUCAUCAGACGCAUGAUUGACUUGUUGAGAUGUUUUCGCACGAGGGACCAUCCCAUUCGUCUGAAUCGUGAGUUUCAACAGGAUGUGGAAUGGUGGGUCAMGUUCCUMAGUACGUGGCAUGGAGUUAGCUUUUGGCUCUUUCCCGGUUUGACACCUAAUCCAGACAUUGAAGUGUUUUCUGAUGCUUCAGGUUCGAUYGGUUUUGGAGCCUUCUGGGGUAGAGAAUGGUUUAAUGGUAGAUGGUGGACUUGCCAAGAGGACCUGUCCAUAGCCUACAAGGAAUUGUUCCCAGUGGUGAKUGCAGCAACAAUUUUUGGACAUAGAUGGCAUAGGCAGCAUGUGCUAUUCAGAUCAGACAAUGAAGCAGUGGUUGCGAUUCUCAACUCUAGAACUUCGAAAGUUCCAGCUAUCAUGUACCUCCUUCGCCACCUACUCCUCUCUGCAGCUAACUGUCAGUUUUCAUUCUCUUCUGCUCACAUACCUGGAAUUGAAAAUGCAACUGCUGAUGCUUUAUCUCGUUUUCAUUGGCAGGAGUUCCGUCAACUAGCACCAGAUGCCUUGGCCCACCCAAUCUGCAUUCCUCAACAGGUCCUACAGGACCUAACCCRUCCGCUUUGGAGUCCCAGUGCUUAA
Exaiptasia diaphana is the source of this 1164-nucleotide messenger RNA. RefSeq lists its product as uncharacterized. The record is from RefSeq and is a predicted model, not a curated record. Bases 1 to 1164 code for a protein of 387 amino acids. NCBI's taxonomy places the organism in Eukaryota, Metazoa, Cnidaria, Anthozoa, Actiniaria, Aiptasiidae. The transcript has a single exon.